UGACCUCUCGGCGCGAGCGAGGCGACCCCAAUGCGCCCUUGCCCUAUUGUUCAUCACCAGUGAAACGUCCGAGGUUGCCGCUCCCAAGACGUAUAUCGAGCAGCGAAGUUAUAUAUAAAGCGGACCGUGCCCGGCAGCCUAUUGCACAUUCAUGAACGGCUACUGAUUCGGCGUGUCGCCACCACCGCGCUCGAGUCUCCGUGCCAGUGCACCCCCACCCUCAUUCGUGUCGCGAGCCUCUCCGUGCAUCGGCGAGUCAUGUGAAUAUCGCCUCAUCCUUGGAUGCCGCUGGCCGACGACGAGGAGAUUCGAUGGCUCCCUUCUGGCUACCGGUUGGGAUCGUGUGCAUGGCGUUGGUUCAGCACGCACAUGGUGGCCAGCAGCGUCAGCCAUCGCCAUUCGAGAUGUCGAGCAGCGUCAACAAGAACCAGCUGGACCUGGCUAAAGAGCUACUACGUCUUUUCAACCUUCACCACGUGCUUGCGUCCAUGAACGUUUCUCACAGUGUGCGAAUAGGGUCGGGUAACGAAGGUUCCUCGUUUGUUCCUUCAAACCCCUAUUGGAUUCUCAUGAACCAAACGCAGCGACGGCAGCCGGUUCGGCCAAGUUUCGUGCCGACGACGGUGAACAAAACUAGUGUACUUAAACCGAUGGGACACGACUGUUAA
This is a messenger RNA of Rhipicephalus sanguineus (brown dog tick), 668 nucleotides long. RefSeq lists its product as uncharacterized. The transcript is spliced from 2 exons. The record is from RefSeq and is a predicted model, not a curated record. NCBI's taxonomy places the organism in Eukaryota, Metazoa, Arthropoda, Arachnida, Ixodida, Ixodidae. The coding region runs from base 312 to 668 and encodes 118 amino acids.